AUGAAUGCAACUCUAAGGGUAGUCAGGUACAUCAAGAAAGCACCUGGUUUAGGAUUGUUGAUGCCUGCUAAAGAGAAUACUGAACUUAUAGCCUAUUGUGACUCUGACUGGGGUGCAUGCUUGGAAACCAGAAGUGGUGGUGGUGGUGAUACUAGCGCUAGUAGUGGUGGUGAUGAUGGUGAUGGUGGUGGUGGUGGUGAUACUAGCGCUAGCAGUGGUGGUGAUGAUGAUGGUGGUGGUGGUGGUGGUGAUACUAGCGCUAGCAGUGGUGGUGAUGAUGAUGGUGGUGGUGGUGGUGAUACUAGCGCUGGUGCUGAUGGAGGUGGUGAUGGUGAUGGUGGACCUGGUACUGGUGAAAGUGGUGGUGGUACAUCAAUCUUCCAACGAUGUCCUACAUUAAGCUUUGGUGUUGGCGGUGCUGGUACGACUCCACCCUUAUCCCGGUCUAAACUUUUUAAUGCUUCUGCUGAAAGAUUACAACACUUGUAG
Solanum stenotomum is the source of this 489-nucleotide messenger RNA. RefSeq names its product glycine-rich protein DOT1-like. The transcript has 2 exons. The record is from RefSeq and is a predicted model, not a curated record. NCBI's taxonomy places the organism in Eukaryota, Viridiplantae, Streptophyta, Magnoliopsida, Solanales, Solanaceae. Bases 1 to 489 code for a protein of 162 amino acids.